Molecule: messenger RNA, 1638 nt
Organism: Hyalella azteca
Lineage: Eukaryota; Metazoa; Arthropoda; Malacostraca; Amphipoda; Hyalellidae
Exons: 3
Coding region: 236-1177 (313 amino acids)
Source: RefSeq, a predicted model, not a curated record
UUUCGUUCAACAAUUGCCUUCUGCGAGAUUUAUUUUGAUCAGUUAUACUUGCAUCUUUCGAAGAAUUUUCUUAUUUAUCACAGAUAUAAAAUUGACAAUUGCUCAGCCCGGUAUCAACAUCAAAUUACACUAUACGUAAGUGAUUAUCUUUUAAAUUAUAUACAAAUUUUAGGUAUUCUUGCAUACUUUAUCGCGAAAGCUGUGCAAAUUAAGAUACCGAGGCUCAACCCCGAGGAUGCAGCUCCCAGAGACGAUGGCUGUUGCGCUGGAUGCGGUGGUCGUGCAGGCAGAUUCUCCCCAAGCCACCAUUAAAAUGCAGAUGCGCUCGCUACUGCUGCUGUGCUCCUUGGUACAUCCAUCGGAUGUCUUCUUCAGAUCCUGCAGAUGGGAAAUUCGCAAGAUGCUGGUGGGGCAAGAGGCCAUCCAACUCCUCGUAGCCAUAGAGAAGAUUUGCAAAAUUCUGCACACGACGUUUCGAGAGACGUACAAAGGUUACCGACCUGGUGACGUAAAUCUGUUUGAGCAGGUGCAUUAUAUACGCCAAGGUCUGAUGUUCAUAACCAUCGAAUACUACACGCCUAAUAAAUUCAACGUCGCGUGCGAGGCUGAGAGAAGAUAUCUGAAAAUUUUAGAAGUAAGACUCGCGGUUUGUCUUGCGAAACUCAAAUACAUCGCAAAGUCUAUAAUCUUAAAUCGGGAAAAAGUUGCACAUGAUCCUGCUGAAGCUCCGUUACCACACGCCAUGAGGACGGCCAUAUUAGAUUAUAACCGAUCUCCUCCGCAGAAGUUUUUAAUUCGCGAACACAACUCCAGCGUCCCUCUCCCAGAAUGUAUGCACAGCAUAUUCCAAGCACACGAAACGGCCGAUGAAUUUUUUAGCGCCCAGGGCGGACACGUGUGCAACUUCUGCCUGGACAGCGAUUUCCUGAAACGCGAGGACUACAAUUUCGUCUUCGUGUGCCACUGCCCGCAUCUGUACUGCCCACGGUGCUUCAGGUUCCUCAAACGGAGUUUAGACUUACGUUGCACAGUGGCGUCGUGCCGGAUGCCUUUCGUGCACUACAGCGACAGGCGUUCGUUCGAGACAUUCAAGGCGCUCAGUCGGGCGACUCCUGGAACGGUCGUCAUUAACAGCUUGAAUAGUGUACCUCUUGAACGUUCACCUUCAACUGCAUAAAUAAUUUAAAUCGUGAACGUUCAGCAUUAACUGCAUGAAUGAUGAAUAAUCUCGGUGUUGAGCAAUUAAGAUCAGUGCAGUCCCUCAGCAAGCGGCGUCGUAGGUCACUGGCAUUGAUGAAAACAUUCAUUGGAUCUUUUCUAGUAUUUGGUUCCGUAAGAAAAAAAACAUGCGAGCCUCGGUCUCCCUGGAUUACAAAUAACGAAAUACUGAAUAUUUUUUUAAGACAUUGGCAGUUAAACUGAAAAAGCAGUAGAGUUAUUGAUAUUAUUUACUACAUUUGUACAUUUGACGAAGUGUGAACUCUUGAAAAAAUUAAAUUAAAAUAGAGACAAGCUUCUGACUCAAUCAGAAGCUUUUUCAACAUUUUAUAACAUUGACCUACCUUGUGUUUUUUGCGGGUAGUUUGUUUUUUACCUUCCUGCAAUUUAUAUGUUUUUUUCUAAAUAUAAGUAAAUUAA